UUUAUCUAUGUAAUCUAUUAAUUCAUUCUAGUUCUUUCAGAACAGUAAUGCAACAGAAAGAAAUUAAUGAUAUCGGUGAUUUUUUCUGAUAUAAAAACUUUUUAGUGUAAACAUGUUCUCAAAAAUAUAGCUGGUAAUGAAUGAGAUUGAGAAUUAUGACAGUGAAUCCAGUGAAAGUGAAGAUGACGAAGAAAUUUAUGAUGGUCCAUUAAAUAAGGAUGGUGAAAAACAUGGCAGAGGAACGCUUUAUUUUGAUAAAGAGAAAAAGAAUAAAUUUCAAGGUCGUUUUAUCAAUGGUGUGAAAGAAGGAAAAGGUUCCUUUUAUUUCAGUGAUGGCAGUUCAUUAUCUGGCAACUUUGUGAAUGAUAGUUUAGAAGGAAGAGGAUUAUAUUUGUAUGACGAUGGCUCUCUAAUGGUUGGUACAUAUAAACAAGGUGAACUGAAUGGUUACAGUGAAGAGUAUGACUCUGAUGCAAUGUUAACUUUCGCAGGAAAUUAUAAAGAAAAUGUUCGAACUGGUGUUUGUCAUUUUUUUAUGCAGCAUGGUGGAAGAUUAUUUGGUGUUGUUAACAAGAGUGGCCAACUAACUGGCAAAGAUGUUAUAUAUGUCUAUCCUGAUGAGAAGACUUACUUGAAAGGAAAAUUUGAUGAUGGAGAACUGGAAAGUGCAUGUGAAGCAGAAUAUGAUGGAAUUGGGGACAAAAAUAAUCCGUAUUCUUACAGAAAAAUACCCAAUGCAGUUGAAAUCAUAAAAGAUGCUGAGUCAUCUAUGUCGAUAUCUAGUCACCCAAUGCAGCCUGAUUGUUAUGAAGUAAAAAGAGUUUGCGUGAAAAAAUCAAACAUUAAAGAUGCAAAUGAAGGGUUGUUUUCCUUAAUAAAAGAAGCACCAGAUCAAGUAAUGUCAUUUUACAAUGGAAUAAAAAUCACACACGCAGAGGUUGAUGGUCGUGAUUGGAAGUACAAUGAUAAUACCAUAUCUCUUAAUGAUGAGUUGGUGAUCGAUGUUCCUACACCGUGGUGCGAUACGUCUCAUUAUUGUGCAACAUUAGGACAUAAAGCAAAUCACUCUUUUGAGCCUAACUGCAAAUAUGAUAGAUUUAACCAUCCUCGUUUUGGUGAAAUAAAAUGCAUUCGUACGAUUAAAGAAGUAUAUCCAGGUGAUGAAUUGACUGUCGCCUAUGGUUAUGAUCAUGAAAAGUUGGACUCAGAAGCACCAUAUUGGUACAGGGAGAAGUUAAAAAUAUGGUUAUCUAAUAACAACACGUAGAAUCUAUGGAAAAGUUAUGUUGUAAAAGCUUCUAUAAAGAUAAAAUAAUAAAUCUGAGAAACACUAAAAA
This is a messenger RNA of Hydractinia symbiolongicarpus, 1337 nucleotides long. Its product is annotated as histone-lysine N-methyltransferase SETD7-like. Bases 137 to 1267 code for a protein of 376 amino acids. The transcript is spliced from 14 exons. Lineage: Eukaryota; Metazoa; Cnidaria; Hydrozoa; Anthoathecata; Hydractiniidae. Gene Ontology annotation, biological process: regulation of DNA-templated transcription. Gene Ontology annotation, cellular component: chromosome. The record is from RefSeq and is a predicted model, not a curated record. Gene Ontology annotation, molecular function: histone H3K4 monomethyltransferase activity; protein binding.